GUUUUUUCCGCUCAUUAAUUGGCCUCUGAUAACUCCUACAAUCAGCUGUUGGGUUACCACAAUAAUUUAGUACCAUAAAAGAUUAUUUAAUUAACAGUCAAAUAAAUAUAUUUCCAUUAAAUUUAGUUUUAUUCUGUUAUUAUAAUUGUAAUCACUAUCACUGUUUAUAAAAAAUACGAAAAAGAAGAUGUUCGAAAACAAACGAAUAUGUCCGGUAGAUAAAGGCUGACGUUGUUAUUAGUGAUUGGUGUACAUUAUCUGAGUUUGGAAGAAGUAAUCGUCAGUGAAACAAAAUAUUUGGAAGAUUUUUUAUAAAAUUUCCACGGUUGCAGUAAUUAAAUGUAAAAUAUGAGAUCUUUAAGUAUAUCAUUAUUAAGCUUAUCCCUAACAUUAAUAGUAAUCGCAAAUGCAUAUUAUCAGAAGAAACAGUUUUAUCCAUCUGUUGUAUAUAUCACAAAAUCAAAUCCGAGUAUGGCAGUAAUAUAUAUUCAAGCGUUUAUAUGUGUAUGGAUCAGUGGAAAGAUUAUGAGAAAAAUAUUCUUUGGUCAGCUGCGAACGACAGAGUUUGAGCAUCUAAUGGAGAGAUCUUGGUAUGCAGUAACAGAAACAUGUCUAGCAUUUACUGUCUUCAGAGAUGAUUUCAAUCCAAAGUUUGUGGCUUUGUUUACUUUAUUACUAUUUUUGAAAUCAUUCCAUUGGUUAGCAGAAGACCGAGUAGACUAUAUGGAGAGAAGUCCUGUGAUAAGUUGGCUUUUCCAUAUCAGAGUCUUGUCUUUGCUUCUUCUUUUGGGUUCUUUAGAUUUACAUUUUAUACAACAUGCAUACCUAUCAACAGUAUCUAAGGGUGCGUCCGUCCAAUUAGUAUUCGGUUUUGAGUAUGCAAUUCUUCUCACUGUAGUAAUAAACAUAGCUAUUAAAUAUGGAUUGCAUUCAAUUGAUUUAAAUAGUGAAACACCAUGGGAUAAUAAAGCGGUAUUUUUGUUGUAUACUGAGCUAGUUAUGGGAUUGAUCAAAGUCAUUUUAUAUUUUGCUUUUGUAGCUAUCAUGGUUAGGAUCUACACGUUGCCGUUGUUUGCCUUCAGACCAAUGUAUUACACAAUACGUAAUUUCAAGAAAGCAUUUAGUGAUGUAAUUUUGUCGAGAAGGGCCAUCCACAACAUGAAUACACUAUAUCCAGAUGCUACUCCUGAAGAAUUACAAGCCGCCGAUAAUGUUUGUAUUAUUUGCAGAGAGGAAAUGGUUACAGCAUCAAAAAAAUUACCAUGCAAUCAUAUUUUCCACACAGCAUGUCUUCGAUCAUGGUUUCAACGCCAACAAACCUGUCCCACUUGCCGUCUCAAUAUUCUACGUAAUCCAACCAACAACAAUACACGUCCUGCAGCGGCUCCCCGACCACCUCAACCAAAUAUUCAAAAUCCAUUCAUUAAUCCUUUCUUUGCUGGACAAAAUCCAUUCCAAAUGUUUCAAAUACCAAAUCCGGACAAUCUCCCACCACCACCACCACAACAACAACAACAAAGACCUGCCGCAGAAGGAGGAAAUGAGCAACCUGCAGCUCCUCAGGCUCCACCGCAGGUUAAUUUACCACCAUUUGCGUUUCCACCAUUUCCUUUCGUACCGUUUUUCCCUCCGCCGCCUAUGCCUCCACAAAAUUUGUCAUCAUUGUCUACAGAAGAAUUGCAGAGAAUGGAAGGUAAUGAAAGGGAGAAUGUCGAGGCUAGGAUACAGUGUCUCAGAAAUAUACAGAUGUUGUUAGAUGCUGCAGUGGUAAUGAUGCAACAGUACAGUACUACAGUCUUACUAUCUACGCAUGUUCCUCAAAACGCAAGUUCUACCACUAAUGUAUUUCAAUCUAAUAACCCAUCAUGGAACAUACCUCAAACCCAAACCGAAACACCGAAAGUUGCAAAAGUGGCACCAACAACGAACUCUCAAGUAACGACAACCCCAGAAGAAACACAAUUUGAUAAACCGACUACUUCGAAGGGAUCUAGUGAACCGCUGAAAGAAGAAGAACAAGUAGACGCUAGUCAACUUACUCAAGAAGAGGUGAUAAGAAGAAGAAGACUGCAAAAGUUUGAACAACCCGUGGGAAGAGAAUAGAAAUAUUUUCUACCGUAGAUAUAUAAUGGAUUUAAGUUUGUUUUUGUUGAAAUAUUUUGUGAUUAGAGUGUUCCACAUUAUUUUUUAUUAUAACCCGCAAUAUGGUUUGCUAUACUUAUUCGACUGUAUAUUUAUCUUGUCUUAUGUUUUAGAUAUUUUUUGUACACCUUAGAUUGUCUAAUUUUGGUGAAAGGAAUCAUUUUUAGCUGUGCAGUGAUUCAGUCCAUAUUUUUUAUACAGGUUGAAACACCAAAGUUCAUUCCCCUUCAUUCAAUUUUGGAUUUGAUUACAAUGUUUCGUCUGAUUUAUUCUUGGUUUUUCUGAAUAGAAUAUAUUUUGUCGUCAAAAUCGUUAACUAAAGUGACUAAAUUGAGAUUUAUAACCACCUGUGAGUUCUCCAUAAGUUGCUGGUUCAUAUGAAGACCAGGAAGCGUAAUUGUAAGUUUUGGUAUUACGGUAGAAAAUUAAUUAAACCAAAGUAACUUUUAAUUCGAUUAACCAAAAUUUUAUCAAUCAGUUGUAUUUUAUUUUUUCUAUUUUAAUUUUUUUGUUUUUGUCAAAUUAUUUGAAAUAGUGUAAAAAUUUUCGAGAAAAAUAAUACUGUGUCGGAUAAUAUUGUAGAUAUGAAUCUUUAGGUUGAAAUUUCUGAAUGUAGGUAAGCUGGAAAUUUAAGACUUUUAUGUUGAAAGAAUUUUUAAUUGUAUUCGAUUUAUAUAUUAAAGUAUUUUCAGUUAUCACGUGGAGUAUUUAUCCAAUAUCAUCUGCGAUCGAAUAAAUUUUGUACCAACAAGUUGAUUAUCUUUUUAAGGGGCAACAACACUGUAGAGCCUGGUUUUUGGAUUUUUUGUUCUAAAAAACAUAAUAUCAGGUGCAAAAUCUAAUUGGAUGACUUUAUAAUACAUGUUUUGAAGUAAUUGAACUAAUUUUCACAGAGCGUUCAAAAACAAAAUGGCGUUCAAUACUGCAUAAGAGGAAUUUUCAAAGAGGCCUCUGCUACCAUCAACUUUUCGUCGUAGCUGUUGAUCUGAAGCAUAGAAAUCAAGUUUUUUCUUAAUGUUUGCACGAAAUGCAAGAGAAGUACGUAGGGGUUUAAAAAAAUAUCAAAUUUUAACAAAAUUACGGUAAUUAGAAAAAAUAGGUUGUAAAACAAAAGGUUUUCAAUUUAUUAAUAAAAUCCUACGUAGUUUCCUAGAAAAUAAUGUUAUUAAGAUUCAGUCAAAGUUUUGAAUCAAUCAGAUCAAAAUUGACUGCAUUAAUGGUGGUGGUAGUGAUUUCAAGAUAAACGCGUUUAAAGCUACCAAGCGUGAUGCAACGGUCAACUUGACGCUACACCAAGUAAAGGAAAUGUAUAUCACGCGUGAGGUGACGCAUCACCGCACGUAGUUUUGUAAUCUACAAGAUUGAAUAAAUUGACGACGGACGAUACGUGUAAGCUCUCAGACGUGUCUUGUUGUAGUUCAGACACACGUGUGAGUGACUAGCAAGUCUUUCCUGACAGUAGAAGAAAAGUUACUAGAGGCGUUAAGGGAACACAGAGAAAUUCACGAUACAAAAAAUUAAGACGAAAUUGGUUCACUCAGAAAAGAAGUAAAUUAUCAUCACUAUCAUAUUAAUUAUGAAAAUUUAUUGUGAAAUAUGAUUUUUUCACAAUAUUAUCCAGUUUACGAAAAGAAGUAUCUUUAUUUUAGAUCAUCAUAACAUACUAUCAGUUCGAUAAAUAAAUGUACAUACUUCUGGAUCACCUUGUAUAAAUAGAGAACAUUCCGUGAUUGUCGUUGUCUGUUUGUGUGUGAUUAUUUAAAUUUAUUUUAAUUAGGAAUUUUUUAACAAAUAAAUAGAUAUCAGUGUCCAAAAUUUGUUUCCAACUAAUUAUUUGUUGUUAUUGUUAACAAUAUUCACAAUAAACGAUGCUUAUUGUUUUUGAAUUAUGCUAAUUAAUUUUGCAAGUUUUCUUCACAUUUGUGUGAGUAUGAUUCAGUUGUAAAUACUUUAUGUACUUUCCUCUACAUUAUUUGUCAUUCAUUAACUCUAAUCAAUUUUUUUGAAUUCUUAUUCAAGACAUAAGUGAAAAAUCAGAGUUUAUAAUUUGUAAAUGUAAACAGUAGGAUUGCAAAUAAAUUUCUGACAUUCUAAUUGGUAUUUAUUUAAAUUUUAUAUCAUUAAAUGUGGAGAUAAUAUGUGAAA
Molecule: messenger RNA, 4287 nt
Organism: Diorhabda sublineata
Lineage: Eukaryota; Metazoa; Arthropoda; Insecta; Coleoptera; Chrysomelidae
Gene: sip3
Product: E3 ubiquitin-protein ligase synoviolin
Exons: 7
Coding region: 349-2103 (584 amino acids)
Cellular component (GO): cytoplasm
Source: RefSeq, a predicted model, not a curated record